AUGGCGGAUAUAAACUACACAAAUUCAUUAACUUUACGUAAAAUAACAAAAUUGAGCCUACAAUGUAAGUAUUCACCAUUUCCAGCUUCUCGGUCACAAGAUGUACCUACGAAAUCAUUAUCACUGUCUAUCAAUGAGAAUAACAUUCCCCUUCUAUCCCUAACUGCCUACAAAAAUACCAUCUUACCACAAACCGAAUCACCUCAACACUCUCGUUUAAAACAUAUUCAUCUUAACUAUUAUCAAGCUCCUGGUCAGCCAACGCCUAAUAAUGACAUUUACAAUAACCAACCUUUUCAAACAUCCACUAAUGAUAUUUCCAAUGGUCAGUUUCUUCCAACACCCAUUAAUGAUAUCCACAAUAACCAACCUCUUUCAGCACCAAUUGACAACAUUCACAACAAGCGACAUCUUCCAAAAUUCACUGAUACCAUUCAGAAUAACCAACCUCUUCCAACACAUAUUAAUGACAUCCACAAUAACAAACCUCUCCCAAUAUCCGCUAAGGAUAUUUCCCAUGCUCAACCUCAACUUCGAAAUUCUUUUGCAAAGCCUCUAAUUGAUAAUGUCCCUAAUGCCCAUUUUUCAUUAUUUGAUAAAACUUCAUCUCAAGCUCGACCUUUUCCAGCACUUCCUAUUCAACCUAGAUCUCUAGGUGAUGAAAUCUCUCAUUUAGUUGAUAAAAUCUCAUCUCAUUUUUCAGCACCUAAGUCUCCAGACGAUAAUACCUCUAAUACCUUUAAUGCCCAACCUACAUUAGUUGGUAAAACCUCAAUUCAAAAUCCAACACCUGUUGUUCAACCCCAAUCUCCAGACGAUGUUCAACCUACAUUAGUUGAUAAAAUAACAUCCCAAAUUUCAACAUUCACUCAAUCACCAAACGAUGAUUCGAAUGAUCCGAAUGUCCAACCUACAUUCGCUGAUAAAACAACAUUUCAAAUUCCAGCAUCCACUAUUCAACCUCAACCUCAACCUCAACUACCAGACGUUGGUGCCCCUAACCCUACAUUAGUUGAUAAAACCCCAUCUCAAAUUCAACCUCUUCCAACGCCUGCUCAAAAAUUUGACCCAGAAAAAGAUCCACUACUUAAUCUAACACCUACCCAAUCUUCUACAAUUGAUCCAUCUGAUUUUUUUCGACCUCCUGAACCUACUCUUCAAUUUCAAACUACACCUCCACCUUUUGUUCAUCAACCUAUUGUUCAAAAUAAUACUCUGACUACUAAUCCCCAAUUUACAUCAAUUGAUAAAACCUCAAAUAAUCAACCUGAUUUCACCUCUUCUCCUAUCGACACAUCCGAUGAUCGACACGGAUAUAAAAUUCCAAGUACUUCUAUUGAUCCGGAACUUAAUCCUUAUUCCAAUACCAAACCACCACAAACAAUCAAAACUCCAACCUUCAACCCCAAUUAUCAACCUCACAUACCCUCCACGAUAUCACCUACAUCCAAUAACGUAGAUCCACCCCCUUUAUCAGCUAAUCCACCAGCAAUAAUUGGAAUAAUAAUUGCAUCCAUAAUAGCAGUAAUCGUUGUUGUUUUAAUAAUAAGAAAAACUACAUUUGAUUUAAUAGGUUUACAACAAGAAUCAUCAUCAUCAGGUUCGGGAAAUUCUAUUUUUUGUACUCUGAAAAGACGAAUUUUCAAUACUUUUGGUUGGGAUGAUAGUAUAAAUAGUUUGACAUUAAGUAAUAGGAGUUAUGUAGAUAGUGAUAAAGGAAAAGGUAAAACUGUUUAUACAGAAGAUGAAAUAGGAGAUAAUGGGAUUGGUGUUUCUAGCAUGAGUGAAACUGAAAUAUCUAUACCUGAUAUGCUUCCUUAUGUUUUAGAAGAUUGGGAAGAAUAUAUAUUGUAA
Dentiscutata erythropus is the source of this 1854-nucleotide messenger RNA. Lineage: Eukaryota; Fungi; Glomeromycota; Glomeromycetes; Diversisporales; Gigasporaceae. The record is from the annotation of a GenBank genome assembly.